AUGAAAUUAUAUCAACAUGUUUUAGAUAUUAAGAUAUUUAGCCUCAACUGUAUUUCUUUAAGGUAUGACCAUGGAGGACAAUUCAGGAUUAGACCAGGACUGAAAAAAUAUGCCUGUGAGCUCACACUGGACCCAAACACCGCACACAGACAUCUCUCUCUCUCUGAGGGGAACAGAAAGGUGACGUGUGUGAGUGAGGAGCAGCCGUAUCCUGACCACCCAGAGAGAUUUGACUCCUUGUGGCAGGUGCUGUGUAGAGAGGGUCUGACUGGACGCUGCUACUGGGAGGCUGAGUGGAGUGGUGAUAUGGCUGGUAUAGCAGUGGCCUAUAAAAGCAUCCAGAGGAAAGGGAAGAGUCAGGACGCCAUGUUUGGACGUAAUGCCAAGUGCUGGAUUCUGCACUGCCCUGGUGACAGGUACAGAGCCAGUCACAAUGAUAAGGACACUGACAUACCUGCCCCCUCCUCCCGCUCCAGCAGAGUAGUAGUGUACCUGGACUGGCCAGCAGGCACUCUGUCCUUCUACAGCGUCUCCUCUAACACACUCACCCACCUGCACACGUUCCACUCCACAUUCACUGAGCCCCUCUAUCCUGGGUUUGGGCUUUGGCCUGACUCCUCAGUGUCCCUGUGCCAUCACAUGACCUCCUAAUCCUGCAGUAGAGGAGUGCCACACACACCUGUUUACACCCCUCUAUCCUGGGUUUAUGAAGACUCCUCAGUGUCCCUGUGCCAGAUCACAUGACCUAGUAUAUGUGUAUGUCUGUGUGUGUCCAGAGGAGAGCCACACACUCCUGUUGAUGCACUCCUGUGUGUGUGUGUGUGUGUGUUUAUUUAUGUUUAUUAACAUCAUCCUUCACUCUGUUGACCCCCCCUGUAUUUGUAAUGUGUGUUUUUGUUUAGUAUCUCUCUCUCUCUCUGUGUGUGUGUGCGUGUGUGUGUGUGUGUGUGUGUGUGUGUGUGUGUGUGUGUUCUUUUUCUGGCUUCUUCUGUGCUGCAUCAUCCUUCUCUCUGUUGUUGCUGGUCCCUGUUAUUGCUGCUUGCUCAAUGUCUCUCUCUGUCUCUAUCUCCAUCUCUCUCUCUCUGUGUGUGUGUGAGUGCAGGAACACCAGAGUCUUCCAAGAAGUCAUACUCUUGGUCAAGGUGGAAAUUAUUGAUAAUACAGUGGGUAUGGGUUGAGAAUGCACCUUCUCCCGCGGGACUCCCGAAGAGAUCCCGCAGGCCGUCAAGCCGAUUUUUUUCAAGGCUAAGGCAAUGUACCCAAACAACCACCAGGUGGCAGAAAGUUUCAUCCCGCAUUUCAAAAUGAUGAAGACCGCAUAUAUCCGUCAAUAGUAGACUCCUUAAUCUCAUUUAAUCAUUACAAUGAAGGUGAUGACUGGCGAAAUUAUUCAAACGACGUUUCAAUGAACCAUUGUUGAAAUGAAUGAAAAUGCUUAUAGAAAAUCGCCUACAGCCUAACGCCGACACAGCUGAUUCUUUGAUUGAUUCUAAGCUGUUUUGAUGUAGGGGAUGGGUAAACUGGCGCGCUACAAACAUGUUACCAAUCAAAUGUAAUAUUAGUAGGACUAGCCUACUUAGACACUUUAGUCAUAGGCAACGUUGCCAUGUUAAUUUGGGCUAGAAGUGCUUUCUUGUGGUGGCACUCCUGUCCGCUGCUUCUCCCGAAUUGUGUGGCAAAUUUGUCAGCAAUCAGCUUAAAUGUCAAAUCAUAUUUAUUUCUCUUUGUCGCCAUGGUAUUGGGGGAAACGCGGAGAAACGAGAUGGUCAGUCCUCGUAUUUUUUCAUCGCGUUUCGUUAUAAGAAAUAUAUAGGUAAUAGUUAGUCUUCUUCCGUAUUGAACAGAUAGGCUACGGGACGCUCUUUGUUCCGUAUUUUAAGGAACUACUCAAUGCACACACACACAAUGCGCACACAAUUAGGUGUGUCUGUUAUUAUGAUAAUUUUCGAGCAUAACUGCUUGUCCAUAGCUCAGUGACAGGUGUUAAUAGCCUUGCCAUAAGCACUGCUGUGGAAUGCAGGUGCUUCUUUUAUUAUGCGGUUAGAGCAUAAGCGCUUACUCAUAUAGACUAUAACUCAGGGACAGGUGCAAAACCACCGACUGGGAUGGAUCGAAGGGCAAGCAAGCACUGCCACACAACGUGAAGGCCUUUGUGUUGUCAACACUAAACAGAAAGUUUCCUACGAUGGGGAGAAGUGGCCGCAAGGACUGCAUCGAUAAGAUCAACGAAUGCCUUCGCAAGCCCCGAAACCCCGGUGAUACAUUUUCUUUCCUUUAAUUCAAUAAAAAAAUGUUUAUCUGAAGAACUUUUCCGAGGUUGUCUUGUCUACCAAAUCCUAAACUUAAAUAGCGUAAACAUUUUAUCUUAUGAAAAAACUCUUAGGGGGAACAGUUAGGCAGCCCUUCCUCCAUAUCGUAGUAGGCCUAGGCAAUUUAUUAGAGGGGUCAAAAAAACUCAUAAAGUAGGCUAGCCUGCUACUUUUUCCAGACUAAAUGUGUCACUUUAGUGAUUGGCUCUUUCAAAUGCAAAUGAGGUGGAUGGGCUUUUGAAUGGGCCUGGUGCAGGUGAGAGGACAAAUCCUAAGAAUGUGUUGUUUUUACAAAGGCUAGGCAGCUAUGAGGCCACUGAGAUCUGGACCUCAUCGGUUUUGAGAGCUGGAAAUACAUGUGUUUGCUAAAUAUCGGUAUAUUGUUGUGCAUGUUGCGUUCGCGACUCGGGGAAGUGAAAGCAGUUCUGUAUAGACAUUGCAAAGCAGCGCAGCUGUAGCUGAUUGUGAAAGCCGAUUGGAAAUAGGCCUACAUAAGUUUAGAGCGAACGUUUCAACUAUGUUUGCCAUGGUAGACAAAAACACUCAAAUAAAACAAUAGCCUAAAAAAUAACUGUAGUGCGUAAUGGACACGGCUCUAUAUCCUAAAUAAUUUUCGAGGUUCGCCAUUUGGUAAUAUGACCUAUCCUUACUGACAAUAAUUUUUUGGGCAUGAAUGAAUGGGUUUGCCCUUAGUUUAAAUGGAGGCCGGGGAGAACGCGCGGCAGCUAUUGUUAUGUAUGGAGCUGGCAUAACAAAGUUUUGUGCGUUAUAACGCACAAAACUUUGUUAAGCCAGGUCUAUAUAUAGAGAGAGAGAAAGAGAGAGAGAGAGAGAGAGAGAUUCAUGCAUUCUGCAUUACCGUGACCUUAUACCUUGGAUGUUUUUUUUCUCAUUGGAAUACAGCAGGACAGGAUGCCUUUUAUCUAUCAAACGCAAAAGCUGAGAUUGUUGGAAGGACUAGGCUACUCAACAAACUUGUUUUCGUUUCUGGGAGAUCUUGUUAUCGUUUUGGAUUGUCGGAUUUUAUACUUAUUGUAUAUAUAGGAUGAACAAAGUCCAUGGAUUUGCUAUAUUAAAUCCAGUAGCCUAAUAAUUAGGCUAUGUGCCACGUCCGAUUUCGCAAGUGGUGUAGUAGGCCUAGGCUACAUUUAAAAAUCGACAGCCGUCUCUGAGAUCCAUUUCAUGAAGAGCAAUUGUCUUGUGCGAUCAUUCCCCCUCCCCCACACUCCUCUAACCAGUUCACUACAUUAUAGACUGCCUCUCCCUCUUCUCUCUCGACAGACACUUGAGCCCGACACUAUGUCAAUGUAAAAAUGUGCGUGAGUGUGCGCUGAACCACAAAUUCACAUAGGCUAUUAACUUUUCUUUUCAGCAGACAUCGCAAACAUAAAAGAAAUCGCAAAACAGAAAAUCAUUUUUUUAAUAAACAACAACUUUCCUCGUAAUGAGUUCCGGAGAGGUUCUUCGAGUGGGUUUCGAACCCCGGUCGCUGGCGUACCUUGCAUAUGCUCCAGCCAGUUGCGCCACAGCUCGAUUGUGAACACCAAUAUGCUUUAUUCGUGCCAUGGACUUGAAACGCCGAUCAAAAGUUCUGACAUGUUAAACUGACGUUAGUUAUUAAUUCACCACAUGAUAAAAUGCUGUCAUAGCUUGACGCCCAGCAGCCUAUGGUAGUCUAUGCCUAUCUCUGAAUCAACAUGAACAUGCAUACGAUACAUACGUUGCUAGAGACUUAUAUUGCGGAGCUAGGCCUCCUAGUCGAUGGUUACAAUGAAUCACCCUCACUGCCCAUCUGCAUAUCUGACCAUCCAUUGUUACAAUGUUACAAAAUGCGCGAUCUUCUCCAUGUAUGUAGCCUACGGUUAUAAGUAAAGUGACAAGCAUAGGCAUGUAUUAAAGAGAUUUCUGUUAAAUACAUUUUAUUUUCAGUCGUCAAAAGUGGUGGGGACAAAAUCUGUGAUAACAAGUGCUGGGUACAUGUAGGCUACCCAGCGUCGCCGGUUAAAAUGAACAUGCCUCCGUUUUAAAAUAGCCUAUACACAUUUCUAAGUAUUCCUAGCAUGUAAAUGUAGCCAAAAUGUCCAUCUUGUCCAUCUCUUUCGUCUUCGCCUUGACAUUGACAAUAAUAGCCUAUUCACGGAAAUGCGGUCUUGUAACCGUAGCCUAAUGAAUUCAUGAAUUAAUCUAAGGUUGCCUUUCGAGUAUUUCAGGUUGAAUUGAAGGCUAUUUCCUUCUGAUAGGCCUAUAGGUUUCUAAAACCAUUUUCAUUCAUUUCAACAAUGGUUUAUUGAAACGUCGUUUGAUUAAUUUUGCCAGUCAUCACUUUCAUUUUAAUGAUUAAAUGAGACGGAUAUGCAGAGCAUUUCUCUCCCUCUCCAUUGAUCAAAACGUUGCUCUGGCAUCUCUGCUGGACUGACUGAGUUAUAGGCUACGUCGAGUGAGAGAGCUGUGAUGUAGGCUGUAAACAUUCGAAAACUCUGCAACUGCAAUCUAACAUGCCUCGCGUCAUGUCUCUUUUCUCCGCUUGUCACCAGCGCGGUGUCCUCGGGUUUUUCCAUGAGCCGAACCUUCAUAUUAUUGGGGCGGUCUAUGUUGCCCCCUUGCGGUUGCAGUUUUCCCGAUGCUUCGGGAGUCCCGAUGUGCGGGAAAGAAAGGAGCAUUCUCAACCCGUACCAUCUGUAUAUACACAAAAACUAUGUACUGUAUGUUUUGAUGAAAUAUAUGUGAUUAAUUUGGAAUCUUUAAUAUGGUAAUAUACAUUGUGUAUACAUAUACAUAUAUGUAUAUACAUAUACAAAACAUUGUGUUAUUCAUUAAUUUAGUUAAGAUCUCGACAAAGAAUGAUUUUGAUUGUUGCUGAUCGCUUUAUUGCAUCCAUCACAAUGUCCAAUUAUUCCCUCAAGAUUGAGAUCUCCUGUAAGUGAUGUAUGUGCAGUUUAAAACGUUGCGAUGAGGAAUGAUAGGCCAGCCUGACCAAGCCAGACUCAAUUGUUUUUAGAGUGUGAGUCUGGUACAGCAACAUUGGGACAUGACUGUGGGGGGUGUUUCAACCAGUAUAGGCAGUGGUGUAGUCUAGUUAGCUGUAGUGGUAUAUACAAUCAAGCACCUAGAUUAUGAAUGUAUAGGGGGGAAAUGUGUGCAUACCUCUAUUUGUGCCUCUUGCACAUACAUACUGUAUAAACCAAUCAGAGAAGGCCUGCACCCUCAGAAAAGGAGUUACGGUUGGGGUCCGCUUUUGUUUCCGAAGCACCCCAGCACACCUGCACAGGUGAGUCCAAAAGGUGCCGCAGGCUAGACGGUGUUCACCUGGUUGAGUCUGCAGAGUUAGCUGUGUGUAUGUUUAGUGCCAACGUUGUUUCUCGUCUGACUUCACUGUUCAGUGUGAAUAGUGAGUUCAGUGUUUCAUAGAGUAAUAGAGUUGCUCCUGUUAGUUGUGUAGAAGAGCAAAGGGCAAUAUAGAAAACAAAACAUGUUUAGAAAAAAUCUUUUACUUUUAAUGAAGGAACAUAAAAGAACAUUGUUGUAAUUUCAAGACAGACAUAUUCAAAAUAUACCAUUUUCAAAGCAUGUGUAAUUAUCUAUAUGCAAAAUAUAUACUUCACACUAUCUAAAAAUACAUUUGACUUCUUGUAUUAUCUAUUCUGUUCAAAAAGGAAAGGUGAUUAUGAAAUGUGAUUUAGGUCUUUGUUUGUCCUGUGGUUAUCACACAAUCUUUUAUUUGUUAUUACUGUUUGAUUUUGUUUCUGCAAACCACAUUGA
Sardina pilchardus (European sardine) is the source of this 6068-nucleotide messenger RNA. Its product is annotated as stonustoxin subunit beta-like. The transcript has 2 exons. Lineage: Eukaryota; Metazoa; Chordata; Actinopteri; Clupeiformes; Clupeidae. The record is from RefSeq and is a predicted model, not a curated record. Bases 1 to 651 code for a protein of 216 amino acids. Gene Ontology annotation, molecular function: protein binding.